This is a messenger RNA of Grus americana (Whooping crane), 4102 nucleotides long. It is a transcript of the gene FUNDC2, whose product is annotated as FUN14 domain containing 2. Gene Ontology annotation, cellular component: mitochondrial outer membrane. The transcript is spliced from 4 exons. Bases 120 to 623 code for a protein of 167 amino acids. NCBI's taxonomy places the organism in Eukaryota, Metazoa, Chordata, Aves, Gruiformes, Gruidae. Gene Ontology annotation, biological process: autophagy of mitochondrion. The record is from RefSeq and is a predicted model, not a curated record.
UGGGGGCGUGGCGUGGCGUGGCGCGGCGCGAUCACGUGAGGCGGGGCCCUGCGCUUGCGCCCUGUGGUCACGUGCCCGUGGCGUCCGGCUGGCGGCAGCGAGUGGAGCUCAGCGGCGCCAUGGCGGUGCCAGGCGGAGGUGUGAAGGAGGACUCGUUCAACGUGCUGGACCUGGCAGAGUACACCAAGAACCGUCCCUGGUGGCGCAAGGUCUUCGCCUCCAGCUCAGGGUCGAGUGCCGAGAAAUACAAUGUGGCCACGCAGCUGGUGAUCGGAGGGGUCACAGGAUGGUGUACUGGAUUCAUCUUCCAGAAAGUUGGAAAGCUGGCAGCGACAGCAGUGGGCGGUGGCUUUUUCCUACUUCAGAUUGCAAACCACACAGGAUACAUCAAAGUGGACUGGAAGCUAGUAGAACGGGACAUGAACAAAGCCAAGCAGCAGCUGAAACUUCACAGCAGUGGUAACAAAAUGUCUCCAGAAGUGAAAAGCAGAGUGGAUGAGGUGAGACAACACUCCCAGGUCAUGUGCAGGUGCUUAGCUGGAGGGACAGCAGAAAAUGGAAUUGACUCCUGGGCUCUUAUGGAUUUUCCAUUGUGCAAAUACAAGGAGGGAAUGCUUGCAUGACAGCAAAACUGGAGAGAUGGUAAAGCUAUCUAUGCAUAUUUGAGACAGAAACAAGGUGGUUUCUAGGCAUGACACCAGCUCACCAUGUGUUGCUGCAAAUUCCUUGGGGUUGUGAGAAAACAUGCUGGGGUUGUGGGGAGAAGUGUCUCUUCAGUCUGACAAGAAAAGCUAAGUAGACCUGGGGGCAGAGUUGCCUAGUUACCCUGGACUCUGCUGUAUCCUGGUCUGGCACGCACAGUCAGCAGCCCCUUCUGUCAGAUUAACUGUACUGGUUGUGAGAGAGCCCUGGAGCAUACAGGCUUGGACUACAGCUCUCGGAGGAUCUGGACUGCACUGGGACUGGAUCAGUUCAGGAGCUGUAUGCGCAGCGGGGAGAUUAGGGAGGGGAGGUCAUUUGGUAGGAUACUUUUCCAGACCUGAGCAGUGACCUCUCUCCAAGCAUCACUCACCUUGGAGAAAAGCCUGAGGGAUGUCUUACAGGGAGAGUGUGUGGGUGACCUCCUGUUGUUGAACACCUUUGGUUCUUCUCUCCCCCGCUUAGGUGAUCAUAUUUCUGAAGAAGAAUGUUAUCCUGACUGGAGGGUUUGCUGGAGGAUUCCUGCUUGGAAUGGCAUCCUAGAAACUGCGCUUGACUCUCCCUUCAUGCCCAGCCUCCCUUGCCCUCCUCUACUGCUGUUCUCUCUCACUUAGAGGGCAAAGGAUGUUGCCGGCAGGCUCAGUUCCUUCUGCUCACAGAUUCCAGCCCUUACUUCUCACAACGCUGCUUCUGAUUUCCAACUUUUCCUCCUUCUGGGCUGUUAGGGUGCUGGGAUCGGUCUGAAAGCUUAUGACUCCUGGUGUAUCAUUGUGAUUCCUUUUCCCACCAAAUAUGCCCAGUCCCAAAUUUUCUGAUGAGUUGCAGCCUCAUAAACAUGUAGUGGCAGAGAAAUCUCUUAAAUGUGCUUCUUCUCAGGUGCUCAGGGCUGUUACAUGUACAUUUGUCUGCCAGUAUAUGUGUACAACAGCUGUCAGCUGUUCAGCACCAUUUAGCUUGCACUUUUUCUGUCCUGGUACUUGGAAAGCCUGUGCUUCCUUCUGCGCAGAGAUGGUGUGUGCAAUCCAAAAUGUGCUUGGCUGUCCUGGGGUGGAUGCAGAAGUGUCAGGGGACAGCCUGGGCUGUGUCCAGGGUGAGUGGAUAAGGAGCAAAUUCAUGCUAUAUGUGGUGCUGGGGGUUUUCCUGCCUUCCCCCUGCCAUUGCACUGCACAUAGAUGGCUGUUUGGCUUCUCCUCUGCUGUUAUUUAUACCCCUUGCUGGAAUUGCAGCACUGGCACUGCUCAUGGAAACUGAGCACUGUGGGUGACUCUCAAGGCCUUUUCCUCAUCCUGUGUUCUGAAAGUCACCAAGCUUCUUGCACUGUAGAGCACCUUUCUCACUUGCUGGCUGACUGCUCAGCCUUUGAAAUGUGCUGAGGCAUUCUCUUGUGAUGGGCAGACUUCCAGCAUGCUUGAUCUCUUUGUGUCAGGCUAGCUGGUGCAGGCAGUGUGCAUUUCAGCUAUGCCACUUACUGUAAAUCACCUUGGGCCUCAGACUGGUGUUUCUAGGUCUAUCAUGACCUUCUCUGGCCACUUUGGCAUUGGCGAUGCUCUUAGAGCUGUAGCCAUGUGGGACAGGAUUGUAGACAGGAAAUGCAUCCCUGUUUAGGGUACGUUGUACCAGCCCAGGGUCCCUGUUGCCAGCUCUGCUGGAGUAGUGGCAGGGGAGGAUGUGAAAUCUGGAGCGCAGUCCUUUACCUGCCUCUGCAGAGCAUGAACUCCAUCUCCCUGGUCUGUGCAAGCAACUGAAAUGACAAAACUGUUGGGAAACUCAGGUUGUGCUCUUGUAGGAGCAGCUGAUUUCCAUACUUUCUGCCUUGGUUAUGUUCCAUCCUUCUUUGCAUUUACCAUUUCCACAAAAGAAGCUGCUUGCUUAAUUCCAUCAGCUGUAGCUCUUCUCCUGCGGAUGAGGCAGCCCAGAUGCAGAGCUAAGCUGUUUUUGGACAGUCUGUCCCAGUGCAGGUGUGUGCAGAGCAGAAGUCCAAGAGAACUCCAAGCAGAACUACGAGAGAAAAUUAGGAAAAAAAAAAAAAAUCCCUUAGAAGUAUUUUGGCUGUGCUGGGCUGGCAUUACUGCUUUCCAGAGUGCACGAACUUGCAUGACGGUGGGCUGAUGUCCUCCAGCAGGUACAUGUGGGAGUUCUUGCCAAGAAUGGGUUUUUUAUGUGAAAGCCCAUCCUUCAAUGGGAAACAUCCUAGGGAAUGAUGAUGUGCAUGGGUCAUCAGGAUGCAGCACCUGGCUCAGUGGCUGCAUCCCAUUUCCAAUGCUGUGUAAUGCCUUUCUGAUCAUCUGCUGCUGGUCUCAGUAUGGCUAGAAAUGGGGAUCUUCCCCCAAAAGCUGCUGGAAGAGCUGGAAUGGUGGGUUCUUCCACCAGAGGUUUUGGGAUGAGCACUUGCAGCUGUUAAUUUUUUUCAGCUCUGUUGAUUGAAGUGUCAGUGUAGAAACACAUUGAUUUAGCUGAGGCUUUCUCACCUUCAGGAUCUGAAAAGAGGCUGCAGGUAAUCAGGAAAUAGAAGUUGGUAUCUUUGCUGCUGUCCUGCCAUACAUGGCCAAGGAGAAUGAAGGAGCAGCUGGGCUUGCAUCCUUUUAAUGAUGGUAUUCCUAAAAACCAUCCAGGACUGCAGGAGUGAUAUGAUGCAGCAAAUAGGUCUUCAGUAAAUUGGUGUUUGCGAGUGGAGUGACAAGAUGAUGGUGGUGGGUUUGGAGGGUUUUUUUUUUUUGGUAGGAACCCUGUAGGGCUGAACGGGCAUGAAUUGAUAAAUGUGUAUUGCAGGGUAUCUCUUGUUCCUGUAGGAAAACAGCAUUGCUGCCCCUCUGCUUGGUGUGCUACAUAACACAACUUCUGUGAUGCACUAAUCUCCACAAAGCUUUCUCCAAUGACAAAGCUCAAAGUAAAUCUUUAACAGACCUUGGGGAUGUUUUUCAGGCUCAAGUGAGUCACUAUUUCUGCCCAACUCUAGGGAAGGGUUCUGCUCCACAGGGUCCUGACUUACUGCUGUGGAGAGAAAUGGCGCAGAGAGGGAGUUAAAACAUCUCAGUUGUUGCUAGAAGGGGCAACAGCUGACAUAUUCAUCUUGAGUUUGAUGUGAAUGCAGGCAGAGAAUGGAUCUGGUAAAUCUUUCUGCUGUGCCAGUGUCAGGCUCCUGGCUGGCACGAUUUGAUGCUGUGGGCCCACACUGGAAGCUUUGAUGCCGAACCAACCUCUGUGGGGAUGCAUUUUCAUUGUUGCAGAUGGCAAGAUGAAGCGUUCCCUACCCACCUCUGCUACAUUUGGUCUUGUUUCAACAACUUCUGGCAUCUGUUCCAGUAUGAGAAUGUUUAAAACACACUAGGCUUUUAAAAUGUUUUUAUAUGUUGUACGUAAAUGCUUCUGAAGCAAUAUUUUAUUAAACAGUUUUGCUCUAAUA